Messenger RNA from Conger conger (European conger), 2356 nucleotides. RefSeq names its product stonustoxin subunit beta-like. The record is from RefSeq and is a predicted model, not a curated record. The transcript has 4 exons. NCBI's taxonomy places the organism in Eukaryota, Metazoa, Chordata, Actinopteri, Anguilliformes, Congridae. Bases 127 to 1818 code for a protein of 563 amino acids.
GGAGACGGCAGAAUAAGCGGGUUUGUUAACAGAGUGACACAGUGAGAUGGCAGAAUAAGCGGGUUUGUUAACAGAGUGACACAGUCCACGUUCCAGAGCCAGCGAACAGGAAGGACUCAGGUUCCCAUGAGAGCAGAAGUGUGUGUUGCAGGAUCUGUAUUUUAUUUAAACAAGCGGAGAAAAUCAGACACGAGGGACAUUCAUCUGAGCAUCACAGUCAUGGAUGCAGAGACUAUUGAAAUUGCAGCCCUUGGACGGCCCCUGCAUCCUGGCAUGCUGUAUGACUGUCGCAACGACACCUUUAUCCCAGGAGUCUUACUGUGGGAUCAAGAAGCCAUCAGAAAAGAUGUUGAUGUGAAACCACAGCCCCUCACGCGUGUUGAUGUUAGCACAUGUGACUCUCUCAGUGAGAAGACCCAGCUGAUGGAUGUCAGUGCCUCGCUGACAGCAAGCUUCCUGGCAGGGCUGGUGGGGGUGGGGGGGUCGGGCAGCUACCUGAAUGACACAUUGUCCUCCAUGCGACAGUGCAGGGCCACAAUGCACUACAAACAAACGACUCAGUUCAAGCAGCUGACUAUGACCCAGGUGGGCAAAGUGAUAUACCCCGAAGUGUUUGACAAGAAGAGUGCCACCCAUGUGGUGACAGCAGUACUGUAUGGGGGUGAGGUCUUCAUGGUCUUCGACCAGAUGGCGUCAAAUGAGGAGGACAAGAAAGUUAUUCAGGGGAACCUGGAUUCGUCCACCAUUAAGAUCCCUAAAGUUGAUAUCAGCAGUUUGGGAAAAUUGAAGCUGACAGACAAGGAGAUGAAGAAGGUGAAGAAGUUCAGCUGCACGUUCCACAGCAAUUUAGCGCUGGAGAACAACCCCACCACUUAUGAGGAAGCUGUGCAGUUGUACAAAAAGCUCCCGGAGCUAAUAGGGGAUGGGAGUAAAGCGGUGCCUGUGAAGGUCUGGCUCUAUCCUCUGACAAACCUGGACCAAUGCGCAGCCCAGCUGGUCACCAAGAUCAGUGAAAAUCUGGUGACACUUUUGGAAGUCAGGAUGGGCCAGUUACACAAGGCCCAAAUGAGAGCUGACGACGCCAUACAACGAUGUGAGGCCAUUAAGGUCACCGAUUUAAAAGAGAACCUGGUCAAAUUCAAAAACAUAUUGGCCACUUACAAAGACACCGUCCAGAAUAAUCUGAGCAAACUUCUGCCAGCUAUCCGGGAUGGGACAGAGGGGGAAGAGAAACUGGUGGCCACUCUGAAAUUCAUCGAUGAGUCAUCAUUCACUCCUGACAAGAUGGAAAAAUGGCUUGAUGAUAAAGAGUCUGAAGUAGGGGUGCUGGAAAGCUACAUCAAUCUUCUGAAGCAUUGUGACAUUGUGCCACCUGGACCUGAGCUGAAUGCAGUUCUCGGUGAUCCAACCAUUGACCGUGUCUGCAUCUUCAACUUCACCUCUCUGAAGAAGGAGGAGCUGUACCUCUCAAACCUGUUUGAGUGCCUGGCUUCUGAAGAGUUCAGGGCAAUGCAAAACAUCUCUGUAGCUCAGGACCUCAGCUUCAAAGAGGAGGCCCAGCCUUGGUUCAAUGACCCACAGAUCUCUGCGGAGAUGAGACGUACACUGGCAGAUUUUCAGUUCAAAUUGAAAUUUUUUAAAUUUCUCAAACAUUUAAAAUCUAAAUUCAUCAUUAGCUACACUUCAGACCCCUCACGCCAAGGAGCUGUUUUUUAUACAUUUAAACAAGGGAAACUGCAAGACGAGACAGAUUCCCCAUACAGGAACAUUGAAAGUGAAGACAAUAGUGCAAAAAACAAAAAUAAAUCUUAUUCAUGAGAUCAUCCAGUGAGUGGCUGAUCUGUGAGCAGAAACGCAUUGUUAAGAAGAGAGGUCAAAGGGGAAGGGCCAGACUGGUCAAAGCUAACAGGAAGGUGACAGUAACGCAAAUAACCACACAUUAAAACAGUGGUUUGCAGAAGAGCAUCUCUGAACACACAACACAUCAUAACUCUAAGUGGAUAGGCUACAGCACUUGAAAAAAUAAAUGUAUUAAAUACCUAAGUGCUGACUGAAUGCAUUUUCCCUAACAGAAAAAGUGUAGUUGUAGUAUAAUAAUCAGUUUUUCUUUUUCUUAAUCAGACCUUGAUAAUUAGAUAUUUCUCUUAACAUUUUAAUGUUUUGGAUUUUCAUGUAAUCCUUUGUUUGAUUUAUAGUCUAAUAAUCAUAAUAAUAAUAAUAAUCACAAUAGUAGUAAUAUUGCUGUUUGAAUGCAAUUUUCUUUGAUUUGUGUUCAAUACAGAUGAAGGCUUUGUGUUUAAUAUAGAUUCAUGUGUUAUCAGAUUUUCCCAAAAUGACAAUAAAGCAUUAGAACGUU